AUGACAGCCCACGUUCCUCCUCCCAAUUCGCACCUCGAUGAUAUCGUAUCACAAUCCGACGAACUGUCUUCCUCUUGUCCAAAGACUUCCGCCGCUGCACAACCAACUGAUAAUUCCAUGUUAUCUGAUCGGGCUUCCGGUGGUGCAAUGGCUACACCCACCUCUGCCUCCGAAAAGGCUGACGAGGCUGGGAUCGAUGAUGCUAGGACCAAGAUUUCCAAUUUGCUAAAGGAUAAAGAACAAGAAUGGGCCGCUGUAAUGGAGAGGAAUGGUCCUUUGCGGUUGCUGGAUUUACCCAUGGAUGUUUUAAAAGAAAUUGUUACUCAUACGAAUGAUUUGACUUCACUUGCACUCACUCAUUCCGCCUUGCAUAACCUAGCGAUACCCUAUAUCUAUUCGCGGUUCGAUAUCGUUUGGCCCGAUGCACAUGCUACGUCUGAUCCGAGGACGGGCGUCGAUGCGCUUACUUAUGGACUUUCUACUCUAUGUACGGGGAACGCCUUCACGAAUUCAAAUCCAGCACAAGCUUUUGUUUGUAAACAUUGCGGAACAGAUAAUUCCACAGAUUGCAGCCAUGGAGUCAAACCAGAGCUCUCUAGCGCCCCCGGGCGUAUUGGCAAUGAAUAUCCACAAUUUACUAGGAAGUUCUCCCUUGGAAACGGACCUACCGACUGGGUACAGGAAUAUCUGAUAACUAAAGAGAGUGGGAAGAUGUUGGGUACUCUUGUUGCAUUGGCCGUCGCUAGGAUGAUAAAUCUGGAAACAUUUGUAUGGGAUAUGCCCACAGGGGUGCUGAGGGACGUUUGGCUUGCCCUAUCCUCUUUACAAUAUAAAAGUACAAACCAAGAAUGCCGAUUGGAGCGUGUUUGGGUCAGGUGGCAUGAUAAUACGGAAGCUAUUCAAAUAUCUCCAACACAGAACCCAAGCUCCCCGGCCAUCACGACAAAUCAAAUGCUGGCUGGGACGAUAAUGAGCUCCAUAGGCUGGGUAGUACCAUCCGGUUCUUCAACAAGUUCACCGACACCUACGCAGCCCAUACAAUAUUCACAAGGUCGUGUGGAGUUUCCUACACUCAGCGUACUUCCACCAUUACGAAGCUUAUCUGUGUUGGACAUUGACGAAAUUGAUUAUCUAGAUGAGAUGAGCGUCUUGGUAGAGCGUUCGAAGGACAAACUUCGGGAACUUCGCAUCGGUAUUUCUACGAAGGCUAUUCAUCGCGAUUUUGCUCUUCCGUGGGACGGACCUGGGCUCCAACAAGUUGAUCACGAAGCGAAGUGGCCUGGUGCAAGUAGGAUCGGCGAGCGAAGAUUAGGUGGGGUUCUAGGAAUCAUCCUGGGUCGCGUGUUCGAUGUUCGAAACAAACGAAAAACAAAAAAUGAGAGAAAGGUUGGGGGGCCUAAAUUAAAUUCUUUCGUGAGCAAUAGCCAGCAGCUUGACCAACAAAAUGGCAACAACACCGCGGAGGAUGCGGUUCCGGAAAUAUCCGGGGAUGGAUAUAUGGAGUCAGGCUGGAGUAAUAAAGAAAGUUUGGUGGCGUCAGGUGGACCUAAUCCCACUGGGAUAGCAUUCAACAUCGAAGCAGACUCCCUUCUAGAUAAUGUUGAUCCUGACCAAGAACAACCCUUGUCCAGUACUCUCCUAACGCCUCACUCUGAUAUGGACUCACUUACUGCGCUAAUCUCCGAACAUCAACUCACCUCAAACAAUGAUAUUACAGUCCAUGAUAUCUUACAACCACAUAUUCCUUCCGAUAUCCCUGCAGAACCUCCUUUGCGACGUUCUCAAUCAUUGAAUAGGAAGCAUGCACAUUUUCCCGAAAUUUCUCCCAGUGCCGCCAGAGACAGGCUUGAAGGGAAACUACGCCUACAGACAUUGGAACUGGAACGGGUUCCUUUAUCCGUGUACGUUUUGCAAAGGGCCUUUGACUGGUCAGUCUUGACCAACCUGACUAUUCUCGACUGUCCACAACACGAUAAACUUUGGUUCACACUCAGAAAACAUUUUGCGCCAUCACCAAUAGGCAACCAUACCUCGACAAAACAUAGCAGUCAAAUGUUAUAUCAUCUGAAUCUCAAAAAAGUCCAUACUGAUGCGGCGUCCCCUUCUCUCAUUUCAUUCCUGAAAGAAACCUUGGCACCAAAUACUUUAGAAACACUGUUCUUACAAGAUCGAAAACGAGCAACAAACUCUUCGGUGACAAUUGAAUCUAUCUAUCGAGGGCCACUCAAGAGACAUCGUGCUAGUCUCAAAAAGCUGUUAUUGGACAGCUCAGAGAGACUACCAAGAAAUGUGAAUAGUUCAGCCGAAUCCUCUAAAUGGAAAGCCUGGAUGCCCAAUCGUGAUGUCCUGAAUUUUAUCACUAGUGGACGUAUGAGCAGUCUCCGCGAAUUAAGUAUUGCAAUUGACUACAAAGAUUGGCAUCACUUUCUCCAACGCCUACCUCAGGUACCUCAACUUCGCUCUCUCAGUAUUCCUUUCAUUGCCGACCAUAUCACUCCCUUAUUCGACCCCAAAGAACUUGCUCAUCAAAUCCUCGACGUCAUUUUUCUCCGCCCCGAAGUCGAACUUUGCUACGUCGGAAUCUCACAUAAAUGUUUCGAAAUUUUAGAAAAUCGCCCUCAUGAAGAACCAUCACAUUUACCAAAUGAUCCUCAUACAUCAGCCGCAAACGGCGAUCCCACAACCGACGAUGAGGAUGAUGAUGAAGAUGGGAGCGAGGAGGAUGAGGAUGAGGAUGAUGAAGAGGAUGAGGAUGGGGAGGAAGAUGAUAACGGGACGGCUAUUGCUCCGAUUGAUCCAGAUGAAACGGAGGACGAGUUAUCUGAUGGCGAGGAGGAUGACGAUGGUGGUGAAAGUGAUGAGGAUAGCUGGGAUGGAGCCAAUGAUUGUGAUGGUAAGGGGAAGGUGAGGUUGAGGUUGAGGGAGAUUCUCUUUUAUGAUGACAAGGUUGCUAUAUUUAAAGCGAGGCAUGGUAGACUUUGA
Sclerotinia borealis F-4128 is the source of this 2982-nucleotide messenger RNA. The record is from the annotation of a GenBank genome assembly. Lineage: Eukaryota; Fungi; Ascomycota; Leotiomycetes; Helotiales; Sclerotiniaceae.